AUGGACGCGGCGGCCUGGGACGCCUCGCUGGCGCGGCUGCGCAACCCGCACGGCCUCGAGCCUGUUCGGCUUCCGUUCGAGGUCAAGCUGUUCACGCACAUACCCGUGGUGGUUGGUGCCCACAUUUCUAUAGUCAGCGGCCACCCCAUGGAUAUCGCUGCGCGCGUGUACACCGAGGCGACCGCCGACGCGGCCGCGGCAGGCCGGGCGGCGGAGGAGGAGGAGGGCGCUGCUGCGGGGCCUCGGGAGAUGGAGGGGCCCGCGGCGGCGGCGCUGCCGCAGGCAGAGGCGGCGCGCGGGGGGCUGCACCUGGGGGUACUGGUGGAUACAAUGUUUGAGGACUGA
Messenger RNA from Monoraphidium neglectum, 345 nucleotides. RefSeq lists its product as hypothetical. The transcript has a single exon. NCBI's taxonomy places the organism in Eukaryota, Viridiplantae, Chlorophyta, Chlorophyceae, Sphaeropleales, Selenastraceae. Bases 1 to 345 code for a protein of 114 amino acids. The record is from RefSeq and is a predicted model, not a curated record.